Messenger RNA from Cataglyphis hispanica, 1521 nucleotides. It is a transcript of the gene Ahcy, whose product is annotated as adenosylhomocysteinase. Bases 149 to 1450 code for a protein of 433 amino acids. The transcript is spliced from 6 exons. Gene Ontology annotation, biological process: L-methionine cycle. NCBI's taxonomy places the organism in Eukaryota, Metazoa, Arthropoda, Insecta, Hymenoptera, Formicidae. The record is from RefSeq and is a predicted model, not a curated record. Gene Ontology annotation, molecular function: adenosylhomocysteinase activity. Gene Ontology annotation, cellular component: cytosol.
GCCGGCCAUGACUUGAGAAAGCAUGGCACUGACUGACCCAUUGUCGGGCUAUAUCGACGUACACAUACUUGUAAUAAAGCGCUAGCUCUUUUGUCUCACUCUCAUUGGCUUCGUAGCCGCCGAACCGAACAUAUCGUACCGGAACACCAUGUCCAACAAGCCCGCGUAUAAAGUCGCCGAUCUCACCUUGGCGGAAUGGGGUCGCAAGGAGAUAACCCUGGCUGAGAACGAGAUGCCGGGACUCAUGGCGAUCAGAAAAAAAUAUGGACCGUCAAAGGUGUUGAAGGGUGCACGAAUCGCCGGCUGUCUUCACAUGACCGUACAAACAGCGGUGCUGAUUGAGACUUUAGUAGAACUCGGUGCAGAGGUACAAUGGUCGUCCUGUAAUAUAUUCAGCACCCAGGAUCAUGCGGCAGCAGCUAUAGCGAAAACCGGGGUACCAGUGUAUGCCUGGAAAGGCGAAACCGAUGAAGAAUACAUUUGGUGUAUAGAGCAAACCCUCGUCUUCCAGGACGGUAAGCCACUCAAUCUGAUUCUCGAUGAUGGUGGCGAUCUGACCAAUCUCGUGCAUACCAAGUACCCUCAGUAUCUCGAGGAAUGUCGAGGCAUAUCUGAGGAGACCACCACCGGAGUGCAUAAUCUUUAUCGCAUGAUGAAGGAAGGUAUACUCAAAGUGCCGGCCAUUAAUGUAAACGACUCUGUCACGAAGAGCAAAUUCGAUAACUUGUACGGAUGUAGAGAAUCAUUGAUAGACGGCAUCAAAAGAGCGACCGAUAUCAUGAUCGCUGGCAAAGUAUGCGUGGUGGCGGGAUACGGAGAUGUCGGCAAAGGAUGCGCGCAGAGUCUCAGAGCUUUCGGAGGGCGCGUUAUUAUCACAGAAAUCGAUCCAAUUAAUGCACUUCAAGCAGCUAUGGAAGGAUAUGAGGUGACGACAAUGGACGAGGCGUCUACAAAAGGCCAAAUAUACGUAACCACUACAGGAUGUAAGGAUAUCGUGGUGGGUAGACAUUUUAUGAAUAUGCCGAAUGACGCUAUCGUCUGCAACAUAGGACACUUCGAUUGUGAGAUCGACGUCACAUGGUUAGAGAAGAACGCUGUAGAAAAGAUCAAUAUAAAACCACAAGUGGACAGAUACCGAUUGGAGAACAACAGGCAUAUUAUACUACUCGCGGAGGGUCGUUUGGUGAAUUUAGGAUGCGCGAUGGGCCACCCGAGCUUCGUCAUGAGCAACUCCUUUACAAAUCAAGUGCUUGCGCAGAUCGAACUCUGGACAAAAUCGAACCAAUAUUCGAUUGGCGUGCACAUGUUGCCAAAGAAGCUGGAUGAGGAGGUCGCGGCGUUACAUUUGGAUCAUCUGGGCGUAAAAUUGACGACUUUGACGCCAGAACAAGCCAAAUAUCUAGACGUGCCUGUGGCAGGACCUUACAAACCCGAUCAUUACCGAUAUUAGUAUUUAUUAUUACUAGUACUUACGAUACUAGUGCUUGCGAGAAAACUUGCAAUAAAUCAUCAUAUAAUAAA